GUUUCGUGUGCAACUGCUGAAGUUUUCAUUUGUAACACAAGGGAUACAGAAGCAGCACCUUGGCUUUGAGGCUUGCUGACCUAGGAAAUCUGGCCAUGAGCAGUGUAAGUGUCCUUGGUUAAGACUUUAAUUUUUUCUGUCUUGUAGAGUCCUAGGAUACUGAAGCAUACAAAGAUCAAGUGGUCCAUGUAAUAUUGUGUCUUUGUGUUUCCUUUCCUCCCUCCCUGUGUGCUCUGGGGAGGAGUGAGAUUUUUUAUGAUGUCACAGGCUUCCCUCUUUGCCUGGGCUGAGUGAAGUUUCACUCUGCUAAAUACCAAGUCUGCAUGUGCUGCCAUGUGUCGAUCAGGGAAGACCAAAUGAUCUAGCAGUGUCUUACCCCGAGGGCUGAAUUUUUAGCCCUGCUUCUCUUUGGACUAUGAUGGAGGAAUCGGACUGCAGAAACCUUACCCACCUAAGUCCUACCGAUAGCCCAGCCAUCGCCGCCGUGAUGUUCUCUGCUGGCGUGGUGGGAAACGUGAUUGCCCUGGUGCUGCUGGAGACUCGUCGCAGGGAAUUUCGAGGGAAUAUUUCUCUAUUCUUUAUUCUGGUCUCUGGACUGGUUAUCACAGACUUACUCGGCACCUGUAUGAUCAGCCCUGUAGUCAUGGCCUCUUAUGCGAGGGGGCUUUCGCUAGUCGAAAUGGGACUUUGUAAGUAUUUUGCAUUUGCCAUGACUUUUUUCAGCUUGGCCACCAUGAUGAUCCUUUUUGCUACGGCAUUAGAGCGAGCCCUGGCCAUUGGGCACCCCUAUUUCUAUGAGAAGUUCAUCAAGAAGCGUUGCGGGGUCAUCACCUUCCCAGUAAUCUAUGGCUUGUCCAUCUUCUUUUGUCUCUUCCCAGUAAUGAACUUUGGGGAGUUUAUCCAAUAUUGUCCCGGGACAUGGUGCUUCAUUGACAUGAAGAGUCGAAAUACCAACUCCAAUCUCAGCAAUAUCUACUCCAUGCUUUACGCCACCCUUCUACUCAUCCUCAUCAUGGCAGUGUUGACCUGUAACCUUGUGGUCAUUGUCAGUCUGGUCAGGAUGCACAAGAGGCAGAAGACCCGUAGGAUUGGUUCCAUUACUGCCAAUAAGCGUGACAGGAUUUCCAUGUCUGAGGAGAUUGACCACCUUAUUCUGCUGUUCAUCAUGACCAUCACCUUCAUUAUCUGUUCGCUACCUUUUACGAUCAGGGCAUACAUCAACAGAGCUGCCGAUGACAACGGUGAAGACACACUGGACCUUUUAGCGCUCCGAUUCCUUUCUGUGAAUUCUAUUAUAGACCCAUGGAUUUUCACCGUCCUGCGACCCUCUGUUCUCAGAGUGAUGCGUUCAGUUAUAUGCUGCCAGACCUCUUUCAAUAACAAGAGUAUCUCAAACUUCCCCUCUCUCAAUACUCAUCUAACCACGAACACCAAGAUAAAUAUAGACACUACAUAUGGGAGUGCUCAGGAAAAGGCUUUGGCUGAUGGGGAGAAAAUUGCAUGGGGAGAAAAAACAGACACAUAACAAUUCUUUUGGUCUAAAAAAAGGUAGAUGCAAAUUGCAUCUGAAAAGCACUUCAGAAGGCAUUUGGGCACUUACAGAAGUAGAUUCUGACUAAGAGUUGGUCAAAUUGUUGUAAAAUUCUCUGUAUGGGAGCGAUAUGAAAACAUGGAAUCUACUCUGCGGAUACCUGUGGACAGUGGGGCAUAAAGAGAGAGCAUGACAUAUGGUUUAACGCUACACCAAGAACCCUAUUAAUGAUGGUGAUGCUUGGCUGCUUCCACAGCUAGUAGUGAUGAGCGAAAUUAAGACAUUGCUCUUCACCAAAAAGUCUUCAGAAAUAACCACUUUGGCUAAAUCUAUGGAAGAUGCAAUAGGAGAGGCAAAACAUAAGAAUGAAGGUGAUUUUGGUUGGUUUUAUGGGCACAUUGAGCUUAAAAUUGCUUCUCGGGGUUAUAGAGGCACUCUUUGUUCAACUUUUUUUUCAUGCGUAUCAAAACCCGAAAACAAAAACUCAGCCUCAGUCCUUGAAUAAGGCGGCUGGUUUUAUUUUUUCAUUUUUUUUUUAUCUGAUGAUCCAGCCAGUAACACACUUCUCGACUUGGGAUGGCUCCACUCAACGUAGGAGUAUUGUCAAUCUGGGUAGAGUUUAAAUACACUAGCAGAUUUGUAUGGACUCCUUUCUAUCCAAAUUGUUUUCCCCAUCCAUCUCUCUAGCCAUCUUUCUUGUUCUUUCUCUUAUUCUUUCUCUCCCUUUUUUUUUCUUUGUUCAUCCCCCUCUUUUCCUCUCCCUUCAAUGUAUUCUCUAUAUUUAUUCCUCAUCUUACUCCCUGGUUGGGGGAGUUGGGAUGAGUGGCAGUGCUGGUGGGGCGUGGGAUCAGUGGCAGUGCUGGGGGAGUUCUCAUCAGUCAACUU
Rana temporaria (common frog) is the source of this 2416-nucleotide messenger RNA. It is a transcript of the gene PTGER2, whose product is annotated as prostaglandin E receptor 2. Gene Ontology annotation, cellular component: plasma membrane. The coding region runs from base 416 to 1525 and encodes 369 amino acids. NCBI's taxonomy places the organism in Eukaryota, Metazoa, Chordata, Amphibia, Anura, Ranidae. The transcript has 2 exons. Gene Ontology annotation, biological process: adenylate cyclase-activating G protein-coupled receptor signaling pathway; cellular response to prostaglandin E stimulus; positive regulation of cytosolic calcium ion concentration. The record is from RefSeq and is a predicted model, not a curated record. Gene Ontology annotation, molecular function: prostaglandin E receptor activity.